Messenger RNA from Vigna angularis (adzuki bean), 1951 nucleotides. Its product is annotated as pectinesterase. The coding region runs from base 81 to 1781 and encodes 566 amino acids. The record is from RefSeq and is a predicted model, not a curated record. NCBI's taxonomy places the organism in Eukaryota, Viridiplantae, Streptophyta, Magnoliopsida, Fabales, Fabaceae. Gene Ontology annotation, molecular function: pectinesterase activity; pectinesterase inhibitor activity. Gene Ontology annotation, biological process: cell wall modification. The transcript is spliced from 2 exons.
AGCAGGGAAGAAGAGAACCUUUUUCUCUUUCUUAUCGCUCAUACUUAUUAAACUUUAACAAUAAAAAAAAAAAAAAAAAAAUGGAAAAGAACGCGACAAUGGUCUCUGCUGUUUCUCUCAUUCUCGUAGUAGGCGUUGCCCUAGGCGUUGUCGCUUUUGUCUCCACCGGCAACAACGACGAACCCGCCACCUCAGGCGACACCACCGGAAAGGUCACCACCCACACGAAAGCCGUGCAAGCCGUGUGCCAAAACACUGACGAUAAGAAGUUCUGCUCUGACACUUUCAGCUCCGUCAACACCUCAGACCCAACCGAAUACGUCAAAACCGUGGUGAAAAAAGCCAUGGACGACGUCAUCAAAGGCUUCAACCUAAGCGAUACUCUAAAGGUCGAAAACAGCAAGGGAAAUUCAACCGUCAAGAUGGCCCUUGAUGAUUGCAAGGACCUGUUGGAAUUCGCCAUCGACGAGUUACAAGCGUCUGAGAUUCUAGUCAAAGAGAACAACAUUAACAACAUCAACGACCGCGCUGCGGACCUCAAAAACUGGAUUGGCGCCGUCGUUGCAUACAAGGAAUCGUGCCUGGACGGGUUCGACACGGACGGGGAGAAGGAGGUGCAAUCCAAGUUGAAAACCGAAAGUUUGGACGGAAUUGGGAAGUUAACGGGGUUAGCUCUUGACGUUGUGUCCGGCUUCGCGGAAGUACUCUCGGGCUUCAAUUUAGAUCUGAUUGCCAAGACUUCGUCUCGUCGUCUUCUCGAUGUGGACCAAGAGGGAUAUCCAUCGUGGUUGUCCAUGCCGGAUCGGAAGCUCUUGGCGGACACAGCUUCCGUUAAACCUAACGCGGUUGUUGCCAAGGAUGGUAGUGGCGAUUAUAAGACCGUUGAGGAGGCCAUUAACUCCUACCCCAAAAAUCAUCAGGGCAGAUUCAUUAUCUACGUCAAGGCCGGUACCUAUGAUGAAUACAUCAAAGUUGACAAAAAGAAGAAUAGAAUUCUGCUAUACGGCGAUGGCCCCACAAAGACAAUUAUCACCGGCAAUAAAAACGUGGUUGAUGGUUAUAAGACAAUUAGAACUGCUACCUUCUCGACGGUUGCAGAAGAUUUCAUGGCAAAGUCUAUUGCAUUUGUGAACUCUGCCGGCGCGGCGAAACACCAAGCAGUGGCAUUGCGCGUUCAAGGCGAUAGGUCGGCCUUCUUCGACUGCGCCAUGCACGGUUACCAGGACACGUUGUACACCCACGCUCAUCGUCAGUUCUACCGCAACUGCGAAAUCUCUGGCACGGUGGAUUUUAUUUUCGGCUACGGCACCACCCUGAUCCAGAACUCGAAGAUCGUUGUGCGGAAGCCAGAUCCGAAUCAGCAGAACAUUAUCGUGGCGGACGGGACGGACCAAAAGAACAUGCCGACAGGAGCGGUGCUGCAAAACUGCGAUAUCAUCGCGGAGCCGGAACUGGAGAAGGUAAAGACGUCGUUUAAGACGUACUUGGCGAGGCCGUGGAAGGCAUAUUCGAGGGCAAUCUUCCUAGAAAACACGAUCACCGAUGUGAUUCAGCCAGAUGGGUAUCUUCCCUGGAAUGGGAACCUGAACCUGGACACGUGUUUCUUUGCUGAGUAUGAGAACACUGGGGCGGGUGCCGAUCUGAAAGCUAGGGUGAAAUGGAGUCGCGGGGUCCUUAGCAAGGCCGAUGCUAACAAAUACACCGCUGACCAGUGGCUCCAGGCAAACGCCUGGCUCCCUGCUACUGGCAUUCCUUUCACUCCUGGUCUCACCAAACCUUGAACUCAAACUCACCCAUCAACAAAUCCAUGUCCUGUCCCCAUUAACCAAAACAAUCUUGCUAUAUAUCCAUUCUUACUUAGGUUUAGAUGAACCCCAAUACUGUAUAGUAGCCACACUAUAGAAAUUCCUUGGAUCAUCUUUCACAUUCCAAGACUGUAUGUCAGUAAUAA